CGCUUAUAUAAGAGAUUAGCGAAACGAGAAGGUACCGCAGAAAUUCGAUAUACCGUACGUUAAGCAUCACGCAUCAUUUUUUACUAAGGUAAAAUGAAGGUGGCAAUUAUUUCCCUUGCAGUCUUGGCUGUAGUAUCAGCGUACCCACAAAAAGAAGGGGGAGCAUACACAAAUGAAGCCAUCAGGCAGGCACAAGACACAUAUUUGAUUCCCAAAGAUGCCGAAAUUCAGAAAGUCCAAGAGGCUAUUGAACUCGCUGCUUACGAAAGUAUACCCGGCAACCAAAAAAUCAGCCUUGCCGACAUUUUGGGCGAUCAAUUUCCCCCUGAAGUAGUCAACAACCUCCAAGGACAAAUCGACCAAGUUGGGAAAAACUAAAUGAUAAAUCUGAUUAACUUGAGUCAUUAGUCAUUAGUAGUGUGACGGUCAACUUUUUGACUCCAAAAUCUAUUAACUUCCUUAGCCUUUUCUAACGCUUUCUUUGCUUCGCUUUACAAUUUUAUUUUAAAUAUAUACAAAAUAUAUUUUUAUAGAAGACAAGCAGGUUCUGCAAUUUUUAAUGUACUUACAUUUAAAUACUUGUAACCAUUUUCCUAAUAUUCUCAAUUUGUUCAAAAUUUUCACGACUUUUUUUCCUAGAAUUUCUUGCACUUAAUAUGUCUUUACUAUCACUCUCUCUAUUUUGCACGUUUUUUAUCUUUAUUUGCAUCUACCUACGAUCCAAAUUUUGCUCGUAGAAAUACUAUCUGUUGCUUUUUCUCCCUACUCUUCAACUCGUUGAUAUUCUUUCCAAAAAGGUGCCAAUUAUUUUCUUCAUUUCUAUGUUUUAAAAUUCACGUUAUUUUUUUGUUUUUGUACAUACAUGAAAAUUAAAUAUAUUUUAGUAUAAUUUAUUUUUUAUUUUCUACUUGAAGGGAAAUGAUACGAA
This is a messenger RNA of Ceutorhynchus assimilis (cabbage seed weevil), 928 nucleotides long. The record is from the annotation of a GenBank genome assembly. Lineage: Eukaryota; Metazoa; Arthropoda; Insecta; Coleoptera; Curculionidae.